AUGCUAAAUUUAAAAGAAAGUCAAGAUUGGAAAAAAGGGAAAAAGCUUGAUUCAGCAACAUUGAUACAAUUGAUUUGCUUUUUUUUGUUAUUGGUGAAUCAUAAUUUAAAUGGAAUGACACAAUAUUCAGAAGCAAGCAUAUUUUAGGCUGAUUAGUUUCGAAUACCUGAAGAACACUCGUUUGUAGAUGAAUACUUUAAUUUCGGAGACACUAAUAACUUCGCAUUUUCUGAUAUUGAUUUUGAGAUGAACAAAUUGAUACCUAUUGAAUUCCCCUUUAUCGAUAAUAUGGACAUCGAGGAUUAAUUUACUACAGGGUAGCAAUAAACAUUACAAUUCAAACCAAUAUCAAUGUAGUAAUAAUAUGACAUUUUAUUCGAAUUUAAGAGUUCAAUCAAAACUAAAGUGAUUGGAGGAUCUGAUUUGUUUUCUAAAGUAUUGGAUUAUGCCAAUAAAUUGCAAUUGAACAAAUUUAAGUCAAUCCCUAAAAUUAAUGAUAAAAACUAAAAAAAAAUCAACCACUCUACAAGAAUUAAAGGAAAUAAACCGCAUAAAUUUAUGAUCUCUAAAUUAGAAUCAUGGGAUGUCCAUCUAAAAUCCAUUCGAACACAUUUUAUGUAAAAGAUCUUUAAUAAACUCUGGAAAGUACCUACUCAAUAGAUCCUUAAAGCUCAUUGCUUCUAAGGUAAAAGUAGUUAAUAAAAUAAAAUUCAAAUAAUAGCAUAUCUAUAAAAUGAGAUUGAACAAAUUGAAAAACAAUAUUCUGAUUUCUAACUCAAAUAAGAAAUUUACUAAAAUAUAAUCCAAAGAAUGAUUUUUUGCUUAGAUUUAGCAACUUAAUUAAAUAAUCAAGCAGACGAUCUUAUUUUUGAUAUCCUUUUUAAAGGAUUUAUAGCAGAAUUAUUUCAUUAUUGA
Paramecium tetraurelia is the source of this 915-nucleotide messenger RNA. RefSeq lists its product as uncharacterized. Lineage: Eukaryota; Ciliophora; Oligohymenophorea; Peniculida; Parameciidae. The transcript is spliced from 3 exons. The record is from RefSeq and is a predicted model, not a curated record.